Molecule: messenger RNA, 612 nt
Organism: Nymphaea colorata (pocket water lily)
Lineage: Eukaryota; Viridiplantae; Streptophyta; Magnoliopsida; Nymphaeales; Nymphaeaceae
Exons: 2
Coding region: 1-612 (203 amino acids)
Biological process (GO): proteolysis
Molecular function (GO): peptidase activity
Source: RefSeq, a predicted model, not a curated record
AUGAGCAAGGGCUUCUACACGCCCGAGGAGUGGAAGGCCGUCGGCUGGGCCAAGCUCGAGGAGGCCGCCGACCACGUCCUCACCUGGAUCACCGCGGCCGGCGUGAAGGGACUCAGGGCCGAGAUCGUGGCCGACCGCGAGCAGGACCUGACCCCCGCCAUCCUCGUCGAGAUCGACGGCGACCUGCCCGAGACCUACUUCUUCUACGGCCACUUCGACAAGCAGCCGCCCUUCGUCGGCUGGAACGAGGGCCUCGGCCCCUACGCCCCCGUCCUCCACCCCUCCGCCGGCAACCCCGAAAAGCUCUACGGCCGCGGCGGCGCCGACGACGGCUACUCCUCCUACGGCUCCAUCCUGGCCGUCAAGGCCCUGCAGGCCCAGGGCGUCCCCAUCCCGAGUAAAUUAUGGCCGACGCAGGGCGCCACAGACUACGAAAGGCUUUGGAUCACCACUUCCCUCCGCGGAUACGCCAUCGCAACCGUGCGCAUCGACGUCCUCAACGAAGGCGUACACUCGGGAUCAGCCUCAGGACUAGUCCCCUCCUCUUUCCGCAUUUUGAGACAGCUCAUCGAAAGGCUUGAGAACCAGGAGACUGGCGUUAUGGCUGAGUAG